Molecule: messenger RNA, 4358 nt
Organism: Grus americana (Whooping crane)
Lineage: Eukaryota; Metazoa; Chordata; Aves; Gruiformes; Gruidae
Product: proton-coupled amino acid transporter 1-like
Exons: 11
Coding region: 87-1514 (475 amino acids)
Biological process (GO): proline transmembrane transport; L-alanine transport; glycine transport
Cellular component (GO): vacuolar membrane
Molecular function (GO): L-proline transmembrane transporter activity; amino acid:proton symporter activity; L-alanine transmembrane transporter activity
Source: RefSeq, a predicted model, not a curated record
GCCGCCGUCAGCUGAGCUGGCUGUCACGUGACGGCGCGGCCGAGGGAGCGGGCCCGGCGGGGCCGGGCGGCGCGGGGCGAGGGACCAUGUCCACCCAGCGCCUCCACAGUGAGGACUACAACGACUACAGCUCCACAGAUGUCACGCCAGAGGGGAGCCCGCCCGGCGGCAUGAACGGCUUUGCCCACCCCGAGUCCUACCAGCGCUUUGGGGAGUCCAAUGGGACAACGUGGUACCAGACCCUGAUCCACCUCCUGAAGGGGAAUAUUGGCACGGGGCUGCUGGGGCUGCCUCUGGCUGUGAAGAACGCCGGCAUCCUGCUGGGUCCUCUGAGCCUGCUGGUGAUGGGAGUCGUGGCUGUGCACUGCAUGGGCAUCCUGGUGAAAUGUGCCCAUCACUUCUGCUACAGGUUCCAGAAGCAGUUUGUGGACUAUGGGGGUGCAGUGAUGUACGGGUUGGAGUCGACUCCCAGCGCGUGGCUGCGGACACAUGCUGUCUGGGGAAGGCGUGUAGUGGGACUCUUCCUGAUCAUCACUCAGCUGGGUUUCUGCUGUGUGUACUUCGUCUUUUUAGCUGACAAUCUGAAACAGGUCAUAUCUGCAGCAAACGGGACCACCAAUGACUGCAACUCGAACAGGACGGUGGCAAUGACCCCCACCAUGGACUCCCGGCUAUACAUGCUUUCCCUGCUGCCUUUCGUGGUGCUGCUCACGUUCAUCCAGAAUCUCAAGGUCCUGUCCGUCUUCUCCAUGCUGGCCAACGUGGCCAUGCUCGUCAGUCUUGUCAUGAUCUACCAGUACAUCGUCAGGGACAUUCCUGAUCCCAGUGCCCUGCCUCUAGCAGCAGCCUGGAAGACCUACCCUCUGUUUUUUGGCACAGCGAUCUUUGCUUUCGAAGGCAUCGGGGUGGUGCUGCCUCUGGAAAACAAGAUGAAGAACCCCCAGCAGUUCCCAGUCAUCCUCUAUGUGGGGAUGACAAUCGUCACCAUCUUGUACAUCAGCCUGAGCGUCCUGGGGUACCUGCGCUUUGGGGCGGACAUUCAGGCCAGCAUAACACUCAACCUGCCCAACUGCUGGUUGUACCAAGCCGUCAAGCUGCUCUUCUCCAUCGGGAUUUUCUUCACGUACGCCGUGCAGUUCUAUGUGCCCGCUGAGAUCGUCAUCCCUCCCCUCGUUGCCCGGGUGUCGGAGCGCUGGGGCUUGCUGGUCAACCUGCUCCUUAGGGUGGCCCUGGUCAGCGUGACCUGUGUGCUGGCCAUCCUCAUCCCGCGCCUGGACAUCGUCAUCUCACUGGUGGGCUCCGUCAGCAGCAGCGCCCUGGCUCUCAUCUUCCCCCCGCUGCUGGAGAUUGCCACCUACUACACAGAGGGCAUGCACCCCCUCGUCAUCGCCAAGGACAUCGCCAUCAGCCUCUUCGGCUUCGUGGGUUUUGUGGUGGGGACGUACGAGGCGCUGGUGGAGCUGGCUGCGCCCGCUGCCGCUGUGGUGAACACCACCAGUACCAUGAUGCAGUGACGGUCCCGCUGCCCCGCUGGCUCCUCCGGAUGCUGUGCUGGGGGCACACGGGCACUGGGCGCUGCUGGUGACCUGGGGACGGUCUGCCCUCUCCUCCUGGGAAACAUGGUGGGUUUGGUCUGCGAGAGGAUGGGGCUGCCCCGCGUCAUGGCCACCCAUCUCUGGAUGCAGCAAGGUCCUGUGCUGGGCUCCGGCCGGGGAGGUGGGAUCCGGCCCAGGGGUGGGGCAGUGCCUUCCUCGGGGGCUUUUUGGGCAGGUGACACAGCAAAACAGCCCCCCUGGGCACCUCUGUAAAUAGUCACGUGGAGAGGUAAGGAAUCCUGGAGAUGUAGAUUUUAAUUUAAUUUUAUUUUUUUUAAAUCCCAACCUUUCCAUAUUUCCCCCUGUCCCUUCAGUCAGGGCGGGGAACAGGACUGCUCUUUUUUGUGCCAGUUUCCGCGCCCCCCCCCCCCCCCCCCCAGCACUUUAUUUUUACAGCAACAGAGAAACCUCAGCUCAGGUUGGAGAGCGUGGAGCUGCCUCCUCACCCCAGCCCUGCGGGGAUGGCGGAUGGAGCCCAAGGUGUGGAGCAUCCCGGGGCCCCCCAGCUCUCCUGCGGUGGGAUCCCCGGACAUGGGCAUUGGCUCCUGCUGGGCUCCGGCUGUUUCCAGCCACCUUGGGGGCUGAGCAGGGCCCGGAGCUGGGUACCGGGCAUGGCACCUCCUUGCCCUGGGAGGGUUUGCUGAACCCUGGCCCAUGCUUUUAGUAGUGACACUUUUUUUUUUUUUUUUUACCCCCAUCUAGCGCACAUACUGAACGCGUGGCUUUCAGAAGCAUUAGGAACCGAGGCGUGCGGAUAGCAAAUGGGCUCUGCCACACUGAGGGUCUGAGCUGGAUGCCUUCAGCUGGGAGCCUCUCCCUGCACGGGACGGGAUGUCCCGGGGGUCACCACGUGCUACCCACAUGCUGCAAAAAUACAUCACCGUGUUUACAGUGCCUGAGCUGGCCCUGGCACGCUCCGGCUGCAUCUGCAGGCCAUUACUGAAUGUCAAAUCACACAAAAACCCCAUAAUAUUUUUUUUUUACCCUUUCUCUCCUGGUCCCACCAGCUCCUCAUCCCCUGGUGGGAGGCAGCUCUCUGGUGCUUCUCCCUGUGCUACUGCUGCUGUUUGCGUUGUGGCUGGUGCAUGCCUGGUGGGGACGGUCCCUGCCAUGCUGCUGCUUUCCUUCCUCUCGGUGAGCUCAGCUUCCUCCCUGGAGAGUUCCCUUCACUUUCUGCUGGAUUCAUUUUUUUUAAUUUUUUUUUUUAAGAUGAGAGCAAAUGCAUCCUCCAUGGGAUGUCUUUUCCUAGCGAUGUAAAAGCCACCCCUCUGCAACCCCCUGUCUGGGCCGAACUCCUCCCUGCUAACACAGCAUCUCCCAAACGCCCGGCAGCACAGUGGCUUCCUUUGGAGAGCCGUUAUCCCCGCAUCCCGCCGCAGCCGUGUCUCCCUGGGGAUGGGCAAAGGCUGCUGGUGGUGGUGGGAAAGGAGCGUGACUAUAGUGCUGGUGGGCUGCGUUCCCAUCUUUGAUGGAGGAUGUGUGAGGCUUGGGGUUACUUUUGGUGUUUGACCCGCUUCUGGGAGGAGGAGGCCGUGCAGAGCGGUGUCCCUGCAGUCUGCCUCCUCGAUGUGUGGUGUUUCAGUGUCUUGCACUAUGUCCCCUUUUCUGGCUCUGCUUUGGGUGCCCCGUGCCACGGCCAGGUGUGGGGUGGGUCUGUGCCACGUCGCUGUUCCUUUCCAGCCCCUCGCCUUCUCACUGCAUCCUUGGAGCUCACCUCGUCUCCAACAAGUCUGUGCUGGUGAAGGUUUCAGCAUGCUCUGGCAUUGCUUGCUUAUGGGCAGAGCAAAGCUUUAAGUCAUAUCCUCCAUCUGGAGGACACCGUGGGGGUAGAGAGCAAACACCCGGGUCUGCGAGGGGGAGCAGGCUGGGAGGGGGCUCCAGGGCACUCCGCAGAUGGGAAAAGUGCAAUAUUCACGUCCAUCGCUGUGUACUGACCCCAGUGUGGCCCUUGAGCAUUGAGUUUGAGUGCAGAAAUGUCACCCUUGGCAGAGGAGGGCAUGCUGUGAGGAGCAGAGGACAUCUGAUGCUUGCCCCCAGUUCUGUCAGUACCCAGUGAGAAGGCCGGCCACAUUUUGGGGGACAGCUGUGUCCCAGGGCAUGUCCCCAGCCUGGUACUGGGCAUCAGUGGGUUUGCUGGUGGGGCUCCUGGCAUCCAAACUCACUUCACAGUCUGCGGUGAAGACCUCAUUUCCAAGGAGCUUGGGAUAUCACAGCAGCAUUAAACGUUUUUUUUUGCAGUUCUUCACUUUAUCUGGGUGAGCAGGGGGUGUUUGGAGAUGGGGCCAGGCGUGCCGGUGGGGCACACAGCAGGAGGACCUGACAGAGGACCGGGAUGGACACAAAAACUUGACACUCGUAUAUUGUAGGCUGCUCUGUAACCAUGGAAAUUGUCUGUGUAAAUAUAGGAAUGAUUACUGUACACGUCUUGUGCCUAUGGAUGUUGUCAGCGUACAGCAUGUGUAGCUGCCUGGUGGAAGAGCUGGUGUGCUGCACAUGAAUCAUGUAUCUUUAAUCAAUAAAUGCGAUCUAUUUUUUAUGUGAAAAGGCUCUGGGGGGUGAUGGGACGUUAAUGCCAGUGGACAUGCUACAACUUUUGGGACUUGUCUCUUUGGGUUUUUUUAAAUUUAUUCCCCCCCCCCUUUUUUUUUCUUUUUUACAUCCAGGUUGGAUGGGGCUUUGAGCAACCUGGUCUAGUGGAGCGUGUCCCUGCCCAUGGCAGGGGCGUUGGAACUAGAUGGUCUUUAAGGUCCCUUUUCCCACCCC